Messenger RNA from Boeremia exigua, 2037 nucleotides. Its product is annotated as SEC1 family transport protein-like protein SLY1. Bases 1 to 2037 code for a protein of 678 amino acids. The transcript is spliced from 6 exons. The record is from RefSeq and is a predicted model, not a curated record. Gene Ontology annotation, molecular function: syntaxin binding. Lineage: Eukaryota; Fungi; Ascomycota; Dothideomycetes; Pleosporales; Didymellaceae. Gene Ontology annotation, biological process: intracellular protein transport; endoplasmic reticulum to Golgi vesicle-mediated transport. Gene Ontology annotation, cellular component: Golgi membrane; cytosol.
AUGGCUGUCUCACUGCGGGACAGGCAAAUAGCCAGCAUCAAGCGCAUCCUGAACCUCAACGCCCCCGUGACCGACGUCGACGCUCAGAGCGACGCCGACGACGCGCCCGACGCCGCCUCGGCCGGCGCAACAUGGAAGGUGUUAGUCUUCGACGAGAUGGGGCGGGACGUCAUCAGCUCCGUCCUGCGUGUGAACGACCUGAGGGCGUCUGGAGUCACCAUUCAUCUGAAUCUCGCAACCACACGGCACAUGAUUCCUGAUGUCCCCGUCAUCUACCUCGUCGAGCCCACGGCCCAGAAUCUGCAGACGGUCACGUCCGACCUGGCGCGCGGCCUCUACAGCCCCGCCUACCUGAACUUCCUCUCCAGCAUCCCGCGGCCCCUCCUCGAGGACUUCGGCGCCCAGGUCGUGCAGACGAACACGGCCGAGCAUCUGGCCCAGGUCUACGACCAAUACCUGAACUUUGUCGUCUCCGAGCCCGACCUGUUCCAUCUGAACAUGAAGGGCGCGUACCACACCCUGAACAGCGGCCAGACCUCCGACCAGGAGCUCGACAACGUCGUCGACCGCAUCGUGUCUGGCCUCUUUUCCGUCGUCGUCACCAUGGGCGUUGUGCCCAUCAUCCGUUGUCCCAAGGGCGGCGCCGCAGAGGACAUCUGCGCCAAGCUUGACCGGAAGCUGCGAGACCACAUCCUCAACUCCAAGACCAACCUGUUCUCCGACAACAAGUCCUCGACUGUAUCGUCUCGGCCGGUCAUGGUCAUUGUCGACCGCAACGUUGAUUUGGUGCCCAUGUUCAGUCACUCGUGGAUUUACCAAAGCUUGGUCUACGAUGUACUAGACUUCCACUUAAACAAGAUCAGCAUUUCGAUUCCCGUCGACAAGGACCAUCCCGAAAAAGGUGUCAAGAAGCAGUCUCAUGACCUCACAGCAUCCGACUUUUUCUGGGCAAGAAAUGCAUCGCUGCCAUUCCCCAACGUAGCCGAGGACGUGACCAACGAAUGGAACAAAUAUCAGCAGGAUGCAGACAACGUCACAAAGAAGACCGGUGCCUCCUCUCUUGACGAUCUGAGCGGAGAAACGAAUCAGUUCGCCGCGCAUUUGAAGGGUGCUAUGGCGCUACUCCCCGAGCUGAGAGACAGGAAGACUACGAUAGAGAUGCAUAUGAACAUCCUCGAAGCGGUCAUGGAGGGCAUCAAGAAUCGAAAGAUGGACUUCUACUUCCAGCUGGAAGAAGAGCUGUCGAAACAAACAAAGGCACAGAUCCUCGACGUCAUUAAAGAUAACGACAAGGGCAACGAGCCACUCGACAAGCUCCGGCUGUUUUUGCAGUGGUAUCUCACUACAGAGACCGAGCUCUCUCGCGGCGACUUUGACUCCUUCACGCAAGCCCUCGAGGCCGCAGGUGCCGAUACCACACCUGUCAAAUACGUCAAGACCGUUCGCCAACUCACUCGCAUGACAAUGAUCACAUCCGCCCCCGCGCAGCCCGCGCAAAGCACGUCCCACCUAUUCGGCGGCUUCUCAUCACUCUCAUCGCGCGUCACAGACAAGUUCAAGGAAGCAGGCCUUGGUGCAAAUUUUGAAGGUGUCUUGAGCGGUAUCAAGAACUUCUUGCCCACCAACACCGACCUUACACUCACCAAGAUCACGGAAUCGCUCAUGGACCCACAGAACGCCUCUUCCUCUGCCAUCAGCAAGACCGAAUCGUACCUCUACUUCGAUCCGCGCUCCGCCAAUGCCCGUGGCACGCUGCCUCCCGCGAGCGCAUCUCGCAACCAGCAGAACACUGUCGGCCGUGGCAUUGAAGCAACGUUUGGGCAGCGCAGGCAGGGAUUUAGCGAGGCAAUCGUAUUCACGGUUGGUGGUGGCAGUAUGGACGAGUACGGGAAUCUGCAGGAGUGGGCCAAGCGGACGAGCGCAAGUACACAGGGGCCGGGCCAGAAGAGGAGGAUCGUGUAUGGCAGCACGGCAUUGUACAGCGCGACAGAAUUCGUGACCAAAGACCUUGCCAAAUUAGGGACGGAAAGCUCGUAG